CUAUAAGUAGUGGGUUUGAAUACAUGUUAACUGCUUAAUUGGCGGCUUUUGUAUAUGCGUAGGCGAUUUUACUAAUGACGAAUGCAAAUGAGCUCUUCGUUAGUAUAUGGGACAGAAUUUAAUGGAGAGCCAUUUAGUGAAGUAUGUCGGCAAUCUAUUGGCAGCCAAAUAAAUAAACAGUCACUAAAGUAGUUUAAAUACGGGCAGUUAUGAAAGAAUAAGGCAUCAAUUUUAUUCACACACAGCAAAUUUUACAUUGGACGAAUUUCCUUGCAAUCAAGGUUUACCACACCAAAAUCUAUCAUGUUCAACACUUUAUAGGAACAUCUUAUAUAGAUUUACAACAAAUUUCACGAGUGCUUGACUGAUUCAAGUGGUUCAGAACGAAUAGAUGGUGAUCUAACAGUUAUGAACUGAGAUUUAACCUUUCGUGGACUACAAUUUUUGACGAAUUGAGUUUCUUGGAUAUGCCUAAUACGAGAUCAAAGAACCGUAACUUUGUUUGUACGAAGUCCAAGUAUAUGCGCUCUGAAAAAAACGACGAUACUGAAGAAGACGACGUAAAAUUGUCAGGAAGUGCUAUAAAUGGAUUGAGAAAUUCUCUUGGAACUACAACGGGACAUUCACGACAGGGGGGCAGAGAUACAAAAGAUUUGGACGACUCUCUUGAAUACAAAGUAAAUACAUGUGAACGGAAUUUUGCAACAAAAAGUCGAAAGGCUCAAACUGAAGAGACAUUACGUUGGCUUGAAGAGAAUUACGUCAUGUGCGAUGGGGUGUGUCUGCCAAGAUGUAUACUUUACGCCCACUAUCUGGACUUCUGUCGUUUACACAAACUGGAAGCAGCCUGCGCAGCCACAUUUGGAAAGACAAUCAGGCAAAAAUUUCCAGAGCUUACAACUAGAAGAUUGGGAACGAGGGGACAUUCCAAAUAUCAUUAUUAUGGCAUUGGUAUUAAGGAGACUUCUACUUAUUACCAUUCUGUGUAUUCUGGUAAAGGCCUGACCAGAUUUUCAGGCACAAAGAUGAAGAACAAGGGUUCGUUUCUAAGGAAAUACUCUCCAAGUUCUCGGACAGGAACUUUGUUGCCAGAUUUUCCCAACCCUAAAAUUCUUCAAUUACCGGAAAUGACGCCGAUGGAAAAGGUGGAAACAUUGAUCAUUAUGUACAAGACUCAUUGUCAGUGUAUACUCGACACUGCCAUCAACUCAAAUUUCAACGAAAUCAACAGUUUUUUACUACAUUUUUGGCAAGGAAUGCCGAAUCAUCUGCUUCCAAUAUUACAAGUUGAAGUUGUCGCUAAUCUAAUUUGUUUAUGUGAUUCAAUUUUAUAUAAAGUCCUUAUUGAUGUUCUAAUUCCUAGCACGAUGCAGGACAUGCCGGAAGAUUUGUUAUCAUCAGUCAGAUGUUUUGCUCGUCAUAUUGAGAAAUGGGUUAAAACCUCUCUUGAUAAUUUUCCAGAAUACUUGGUUGGAUGCAAACUACAAGUUGCUCGCCAGUUCUCACUCUCCGUACGACGUCAAACGUCUUUCCUUCAUCUUGCUCAGACUGCUAGGCCUGUAAUUCAGGACAACGAAACGGCAGAUCAAAUGGCCAGUGACUUAGAACAAGUUGAUUUAAACUGUCUUGGAGCUGAGGCGAUGUUCACUUCGUACAAUGAACUCAAUAAAAGCAACGAUAUUGAUAAGGAAGUGCUGGAUAUGUUGAAAACGUUAUUAGAGAGGGCAGCGCCUGUUGAAGAUUAUGUUGAAUGGAUGGACAAGAUUGUUGAAAGACGACUUAUAAAGCCUGAGCUAGAGUUUGAAGGAGAUUUCAAGAGCAAAGCUCAGGAGUUUCUACUCCAGUGGUCUUUUACUGGUGGAAGACUGAUGCAUAAUCUCACGUUGAAUAAUUGCACAAGCUUUGGUUCGUUUCAUCUCUUGCGCAUGCUCAUGGAUGAAUACAUGUUACUUGCAAUUGAAGCAAAAUUAAAUGACGAUUACGAGGAAACCAUUCAAGAAAGUCUCGAUAAACAUCUUAAAGAAGAUAGUAGCGUCAACAAGUCAAUUCGUAUGACAUCAUUUAGUACAAAAACAAAGUUUACUGUGCCAGCGACUAAGUCGAAAGGGAAAGAUCUAAACAACAACAACAGCAACACGAAGCCAAGAGGUGUCACCAAACCGCUACAAACAAGGAAAAAAUCCUCCAGUCAAAGGCUUUCAUCUCUUAAUUGGUUCCAAAAUGGUCGGAGGCGCAGAAGAAAGUUAAAUGAUGGAAACGAGUACAAAAACCAUUCUCCGGGGACAACUGCUUUGACACCUCCAGUGUCACCGUUGUACAACCUGCAAAAUGGUCAGCCCUCAAAUUCUGUUGCCUGGUAUUAUUCUGACGCGCAACCCGAAGUUGUGGAUUAUGAGGCAUUUGAAGGGAUAACUACGCCUCAGGCUGUUCAACCGAGCCACGAAGCGAUAGACGACCUUGUCAGCGAACAUUUUCGUAAUUGUGGUGUGAACCCUGAUUCUGUCACAGCAUCAGAGGAUUACAAUGAUGUGUUUCGCGAUCAGGAAAAUUACGCGCUUGAUCAUGUCACAAAUAGACAAUCCCUCAUGCAACAGGUCUCCGUCUCAAAUGGCGCUUAUCCAAUCUACAACCAAAAUAUUAUACACAAGUCACCCCAGCCAUCAGCACAGAUCCCUCCCUACCCUCUGAUAGCUUCCCAAAAUAGUUAUCAAAACAACAGACUGCACCCACACCAGUCAAUGAUCUUUUACCCAGACGGAAACACAUCUGAGAGUAUAAAUCAGGAACAUUAUACACCAUUUCCCUACGAUGAUGACGCGGAAAUGGGAGGCUCGGUAGACAACCUGUUUGGAGGAGCAUGCGCGUUUGAUAAUGAAGAUGAUGUUGGAGACACAAGUUCUCUACCAUCAAUAAACUCUCUUCUUAGUACCGCAGUUCAAAUGUUCUGAAGUUAAAGGAUAGAUUUUAUCUUGCAAAAUAACCAGAGAACUCGCGACACAACGUCUUAAAAGUACAUAGUCGACAUCAUCAGUACAUAGUUGGCCGAAAUAAUUAAACGAAAUUCAGCAGCAGCAAGACAAGCAUUAUAGCUAUCAGAAUAUAUAUAAUUCUUGUGAAUAUAAAAUUUAUAUGACAAUGAUUUUAGGGAAUAAAUAUAUUUGGUUCAA
Messenger RNA from Dendronephthya gigantea, 3167 nucleotides. RefSeq names its product DNA-binding protein RFX6-like. The record is from RefSeq and is a predicted model, not a curated record. Gene Ontology annotation, biological process: regulation of transcription by RNA polymerase II. Lineage: Eukaryota; Metazoa; Cnidaria; Anthozoa; Malacalcyonacea; Nephtheidae. Gene Ontology annotation, molecular function: DNA-binding transcription factor activity, RNA polymerase II-specific; RNA polymerase II cis-regulatory region sequence-specific DNA binding. Bases 468 to 2948 code for a protein of 826 amino acids. The transcript has 18 exons.